Messenger RNA from Gymnogyps californianus (California condor), 1545 nucleotides. RefSeq names its product tetraspanin-3-like. The coding region runs from base 1 to 819 and encodes 272 amino acids. Gene Ontology annotation, cellular component: membrane. Lineage: Eukaryota; Metazoa; Chordata; Aves; Accipitriformes; Cathartidae. The transcript has a single exon. The record is from RefSeq and is a predicted model, not a curated record.
AUGAGGCGAGUUAGAGCUGUGAUGCUGUUAUCGUCAUCUUUGUGGUGCUAUGAGGACUCCUGGCUCAGACCCUUUGCUCGAUCUCUGCUGAGGUUCCUAGGCUUCAUCUUCUGGGGUACUGCUGCAGCUUUGGCCUUUGGUGGAGUUUUUUUGAUCCUGAUGUACAAGAACUACAGAUACUUAUUUCAGGAGUCUUUCUUGGCUCUCCCUGGCUGGCUGGCUGUUGCAGCUGCACUUAUCUUGCUACCUACUGGAGUUUUGGCUACCUCUGUUUCUGCUAAGAGCUCCCGCUAUCAGCAAGGGGCUCUCAUGUACUUGUUGCUCAUUCUUCUUUGGCUAGAAAUAUCUUCGGCAGUUCUGGUACAGUUCUACUCUAUUCGGAUGGCUUCUGAGCUGAAAAGCACUAUGGGUUACCUUGUCUAUCAGUACAAUGGGACACACUCCCAGGGUCCUGGCAGCAGGCCUGUGGAUGUGGUACAGAGGAAGCUGCAGUGUUGUGGGGUCCAAAACUACACAGACUGGCUAAAGGCAACAGCUGCUUCUUGGCAUCUUCCAGCUGAAAAAGCUCGUGUCCCUGAAAGCUGCUGUAAGGAGAAGUAUUCUCACUGCAGGGGUGACUUACACCAUCUGGAGCAGCUUUUUCAGGAAGGCUGUCUAAAGAAGCUGGAAGACCAGUUGCAUUUUGUCAUGCUCUAUGUGUUUUGGUGCUGUACUGUGCUAAGCAUCUUGGAGCUGUUGGCUGGUGUCAGCAACGGCAUCCUCAUGAGGCAUCAGCCUUUCCAUGAUGUCCGAAUUCUGGACUCAUCUACCUUCUCAUAGGCCUGCGGACACCAACAGCAUUGCUGAACCUGCUGCGUGUUUCCUUGGUUUUGUCCCACUCUGCAGUUGCACUGGAAGAAAACUUCUUUUUUUUUAAAUAUAUUUGCAUGUAAAUCAAACUAAUUGAUCACUGCUGGUUUUUUUUUUUUCCUUUAGUGUUACAAUAUUAGAUAAGUUCUCCCCCAUUUCUUGUUCAAUAAGUAUCCUGUAUCUGAAAAACUUCAUUGCUGGAAGUCACAGCAGGGAGGGGAGGGUUUUCAGUAUGUGCAAACAUGAAACUACUGUAUGUGAGUGUGGGGGAAGCAGUAAGUAGAGGUAUGUCUUGCUCGGGGGAUCAUGUUGCGAGGUCAUGACCUGAACUUUUGGAAUAAAUCUUAACUGUACUAGGAUCUUGAAGAGUAAUUAAAGAGCAGAUUCCUUCACCUUCAAACUUAUAUUUAACACUUUGCUAUUUCUAAAAGAAGCCCUUUGUAUAAAGUUUAACACUUUUUUUCUUUUUCUCCUUCAAACACUGGUUUAAAAACUAAUUCUUCAGUGAAAAUAAAUGUCAAUUUUUGAAGUGGCAUGAGGGUGCAAUCUAAAUGAAGAUGAUACAUUUAACAGCAGCAGAGUAACUAAUAAGAUGACAUACAGCAGGAGGUAUAGUUAUCUCAGGAGUUGCACAGGAGCAAUUCCCAAAUUAAAGAGCAAGAAGAAAGUCUGUCUGUAUUUAUUAAUUUGUUUCAU